GCUACACAAGAUGGUUUGGGAAGAAAUGCUCCUAUACAUUGCAUACAUUGUUCGCUGCUUGCAGUUGGGGAACUGCUGAGGAAUACAGGUGAGUUCAUGAUGUCUCGAUAUAGAGAAGUUGCUGAGAUUGUCCUUCGGUAUCUAGAGCAUCGUGAUCGGCUUAUCCGUCUCAGCAUAACUUCUUUGCUUCCUCGAAUUGCCUAUUUCCUACAGGACCGUUUUGUGACGAACUAUCUGACG
Molecule: messenger RNA, 240 nt
Organism: Striga hermonthica
Lineage: Eukaryota; Viridiplantae; Streptophyta; Magnoliopsida; Lamiales; Orobanchaceae
Source: the annotation of a GenBank genome assembly